ACUGUUGGUUUUAGACAGUGAUUGUGUAAUUUGUAUGUUGAACGCCAGAAUGUAGUCACAAACCAAGUCAUAUAAUAAAUGUGAAAAAAGCAUUAUAUUUAAAAGUAGCUUUAAAAAUGUAUAAAGUACGUUUUUGUGAGGGUUUUUUUUGGCUUGCAGUUUGUCUGUUGGUCCUUUUUUUGAAAGAAUAUGUCAUCUGUGAUCACUCUGUCUCUCAUGACAUGUUUUUUUUUAUAUAUAUUGUUAUGGGCUACCCGGCCUGACCUUGCGAAGAGGAGUCUGAGAAGAGCCGGGCAGGCGGAGUGAGAACAAUGAUGUGUGAUAGGCAGAAAGGCCAGGGUAAAGCAGAAGAUGCCAGGGAGGAGGAGGAGGAGGAGGAGGAGGGGCGGGGCAGACUGAGCUUCCUCUCCCUGAAUUAAACGCCCAUGAGCGGUGCUCUUCGCUGACAGCAUCCACAUUUACACCCGUACACACACACACAAACCCACACCCCGAAUCCCGUCCCUUCCACUGUUGGAUUCAGCACAGAUUUGGGACGCUUUCACCUGCGCGCGCCUCACCCGCUGUCCGCUGAUCCGCGCGCGCUGGAAACCACGAGUACCGUCUGGUCCAUCUUGGCCAGACCUGUCUCUGCCUAUACAGCCAUACAGCAGUUUGAAGAGGAUUUAAAUGCACAGAGCAUUGACCUACUGGCAGAGCUUACAAACCUCUCCAUUGGCUCUCUACAAAUGAGAAAGAGAGACGGUGGGAUACAGAGAGAAACAAAUGAGGGCAGUAGGGGGAGGAGUGAGAAAAUGCAGCAGCUGUGUGACAGUGGAAAAGGGAAUGAAUGAGUAUCUCCACUCUGGUCCUGAUGGUUAUAAAAGCAUACCUCCGCUACCCUUUAUCAUAUACAGGAAAGAAGGAUGUGAUAUCCAAACCAAUUAAGGAACUUCAGCGUUUUGAAACUUGUAAGACACUACUCACUCACAGUCAUUUAAAUGGAGGAAAGAGAGAGGAGUAGGAGUCGCUCUCCACGCAGGGUGCGUCGGGUAGAGCAGGUUGUGGGGAGAUGGCUGCGUCGAUCACGGGACUCCCUCAGCAGGGAGCGUAUUUUGGGGGACAGGAAGUCAGGCCGCUCAGACGAUGGAGGCCAACACCAUUUCCCAGUAAAGGAGACUGUGGAGGUGAUCAGAGAUGCUGUGCUGGACUCGCAUGGCUUUACACUCUCCACACAGCUUCCCCUGCUGGUCAGGGAUGUUAUUCCAGGAGGACCAGCAGAUGGGCGGCUUUUACCAGGUGAUCAAGUAUUGAAAGUGAAUAACAAAGCCAUCGAUGACCUAUCUCCUGAAUAUAUAGACAACAUGAUUAGGCAGUGCCAGGAUUCUGUAACCGUGACAGUCCUCAGAAACAUGUUGAACCCCAAGUCCUCAUUUAUGUCAGCAGAAAAGAGAGCUCGACUGAGAAGAAAUCCGGUUAAAGUGCGCUUUGCAGAGGAAGUAUUAGUCAACGGACACACUCAGGGAAACUCUCUUCUCUUCCUGCCCAAUGUGCUUAAGGUCUACCUAGAGAAUGGGCAAACCAAAGCCUUCAAAUUUGAUAAAACUACCACAGUGAAGGACAUUGUGCUGACUUUAAAGGACAAGUUGUCAAUUCAAUCUAUUGAGUAUUUCUCUCUGGUGCUGGAACAGCAAUACAGCAUCACCAAGCUGCUGUUACUGCAUGAAGAUGAGCUCAUACAGAAGGUGGUCCAAAAGAAGGACUCGCAUGAUUACAGAUGCCUUUUCCGAGUUUGUUUUAUUCCCCGAGAUCCAGUGGACUUGCUGCAUGAUGACCCGGUCGCUUUUGAGUACCUUUUUCAUCAGAGCGUUGGGGAUGUGCUGCAGGAACGGUUUGCAGUAGAGAUGAAAUGUAACACUGCUUUGAGGCUAGCAGCAUUGCAUAUGCAUGAAAGGUUGGCUAGUUGUGGACAAACUACUAGAGCAUCUAUCAAGAAUAUUAUAAAGGAGUUUGGAUUGGAGAGUUUUAUUUCACCCACACUACUGAGGAAUAUGAGGGAGAAAGAUUUGAGGAAAGCUCUUACAAGUCAUAUGAAGAAAAUCCAGUCACUGCUUGAACCGCGUCAAAAAAUAAUCUCAGUGCCUCAAGCCAGGUUAGCAUAUCUAACACAGAUGGCAGAAUUGAUAUCAUAUAGUGGGAGAUCCUACAAUGCCACCAUGCUGCUGCAGGACCGGGAGUCGUUGGUGAGUUUGUUGGUGGGAGCACGAUUUGGUGUCGGUCAGAUACUAAACCACAAGCUGAACAUGAUCUCGACUAUUAUAGACUUCCAUUAUAUCAGCCGUGUAGAAGUGCUCUCUGAGUCUGACAGGGUCAGCAUGUUAAAGAUCUACCUACAUGAUAUCCAGCCCCUGGCUUUGCUGAUGGAUUCUGUAGCUGCUAAGGACUUGGCAUGUCUGCUGGCUGGCUAUUGUAAAUUGUUAGUGGAUCCCAAUAUGAAUGUGUUCCGCUGGGGCCCUCGGCCCAAAAUACGUCGUAUACCGUUAGAAGAAGGCUUUGGAUUCCGCUGUGGCAGUGACUCAGAUGAGAGCUCAGAUGAGGACUACUCCAUGGACAACCUGGUAGAUACACCAGUCUCUGAGGACACUGUCUCCACUCAAACAAAUGAUGACAGAGAAGAUGAGAAAGAUGAAGAGAUACAAGAAGCCAAAGCAGGUAUUGUAAGGGUGAUUGUGACCCAGAUUGAAAAAGUGGAGAAAGAAGAUGAUGGUGCUCUGGAAGGAACCAGUACAUGUGGCUCUAUUGAGGAUGAAGACUAUGCAGCAAGAGUAGAUGCACUUCUGGAAACAGGAUGGUACACAGACCCAAGAGUCAACAGCAGUUUUUCUAGUUUGUCCAGUAACUCAUUUAACACUCUUGAUGAGAUUAGCAGGGUAUCCAAUACAUGGCCUGCUCCUUUGGACUCUUUUCAGGAAGAGAUGCCCAAAUCAGACCAAGCUUCUGGAGCCUCUAGCCUGGAUGUUCACCAUCCUUACCUGCUAGAGAUCCCUGAACAAUUGAACCAGAAAGAGAUAUUAAACCCCCCUUCUAAAUUGCUCUAUGAUAAGCACAGUGGCUUGCGGUACAGUGACCUUUCCCAAAUGUCUGACUCCCUUCCAAGCCCACCUGAAGCAAGUGAUGAUGCUCUGAGUGAUUUGGAAGAGAUUAAUAAAGAUGAAAACAAAAAUUAUACAUCUGCAGAUAUUGAUGCUGUGCUGGCUUCAGUCAGUAGUAAUAGCAUAAAAUCUACAGUAGCUAGCUUUAAUGUCCAAGCACUUUUAGCAAGGAUACGUAACCAUCCAGCAUGUAAGAAAGAUUUAAGAAACCUCCACCAGAAAGAGGAAGCAAGAUCUAAAGGCACCUUGUCAAGACCAAAAGUUCAACCUCCACCUCCUCCACCAAGAGCAGUGUCCAGAGUUUCAGAACUAGCAAAAGACAUCAGAAACAGUGGGUCAGAAUCAGAAGAUGAGUUCUUUGAUGCACAGGAUCGUCUCACUCCACCAAUCUUAGAACAGCCUGCAGAAAAAAAAAUAAGUGGAAAUGGAAUAGAGCAUGCUCUGAAAAAGACUUCUGCAAAGAUCAGUGUGGAAGAACCAGCAACAUCGAAGAUGCAGAGUCAACUGGACAAGCCGCUUGAUAAUUCUUUAUCUAUAAGUAGAAACAACCUGAAGAUGGAUAGUUCCAUGCAUGAAGGUCUCACUCCUGCAAAAAAUUUUCCUGGUAAUAAAGAGCUCAAUGGUCCACCGGCAAAGACUAUCUCAAAUGAUCACAUCUUGGAAAAGAUGGGGCAGCAAUGUAAUGGAGAUAUUCAUGGACAUAAUGCUCACAUGUCCUCUGAACUUUUGGAAAUGGAGCCAGACACUAUGGAGUUUAAGCCUGUUACUACAGUUGGUCCACCAAGAUCUUCCCCCUUAAUCACAGCAGUGCGACGAAGUAAUUCCCAGUUAUCAACCACAGUGGAUUCUGCAACACUUUCAAAUGAUGUUCAAAAUAUCACACAACAUAUAGACUCGAAAGAAGAUGAACUACAUAAAAAAGAGGAAAGAGAAGAACACCAAUCACUGCCUUCUCUGCAGUCUGUGAAAGAACAAGACCAAGAACCUGACAAACUUAUAUUUAAAGUUUUGCAAUCAUCUGCUAGUCUAGCUCUAAAAACUGCAGAUGAGAAACCAUCAAACGGGAUUUCUUUGCAUACCUGGUCCCAGCGAAAUGGGUCAACACAAGGCCUUCCUCUGAGUAAAGGGGUCUCUCUGAGCCAUGAAAAUCUCAAAUGCCAACUAAGGAAUGAGAGUACUGCAAUUUCAGGAAGCAGCGCUUCAAUUUUGACAGCCACUACAACCCCAUCUGUGGUGAUGAGAGGCUCUAUAAGCUUGGAUCCCAAAGAUUCAUUUGGGAUUGGAAGGAAUUUUAGCAGCAGAAAUUCUUCUGGGCGACUGUCUGCCUCAGCACUACGUGGAAAGAUCCAGGACAUGCCCUGGUAUCUUACCAGAUCCCAUGAAAUUUUGGGGACGAUAGCACUUAGCAGCGAUAAAUUAGGAUACCCAACAGCAUCCAAGGGUGCAGCAGAUUACAAGGACUCGACAAAGGAAUCUCCAAAAUCUACUUCAGUACCUGCUUUGAAUGAUUGGAAAGAAAAAGAUGCCGAGGUGGUUGUUGUAAAGCUCAAAGAUGGGCCACAAGAAGUGGCCUCGCAUGUAAAAGACCCAGGUGAGCAAACGUCAUUUUCUGGUCAUCCAGACCUGAGUCAGAAUGGAUUACAAGACUCCACUGAACUUUUCUCACGCUUGGGGACGUGCAGGUCUGAACAGCCGAAGUCUCAAAAAAACAGUGGUACAAAGGAUAGUCUGGAAAGGCCAUCUCCUCCAUCUAGCAUUAGCACACCCCACCGUGAUGCAUGUGGGUGCCAUACUGUUUAUGCCAAUUGCUUUAGUGGGGAUAGUGAGGAUGUGUGUGGUUUUGAUGAGGAUCUGACAGUAUACGAGUUCUCCCGUCAAAAACGAGUCAACAAACCACCCCAGGCCUCUAUUGCUCCUUCCUCUGCCCCAUCUUCCAACAUCCUGUCUCUGCUUAGAGACUCACCACACCCCCUUUCAAGUUCGUCUGAGCUUAGCCCCCUCUUUACUCCACCUCGGCCUAGACCUCUGGGAUACAACCCAAUGGACAAUCCACUUCGGGAUCUUCAAGAAAGACGAUAUGUAACAGGCCUAAAAGGUUCUGGGCUUAAAGGUGGCUACAUGUCCCUGCACAAAGAUAUUGAUGAACUUUUGCUGGUGCUUAAGAACGGUGAGACUGCAAUAAAUGCUCCAGGCCAAAAGGGGCCAUGUGAAAAGGCUAGUGGUAUGAAUGGCAAUUCCUUUUCUGAAACAGAGCGUUGUUUAGUGCAGGCCGAGGCACGGAGGCUGGCAGCAGGAUGUCAGCGUGCCACACGAGUUGGUUGGGCACCGGAUGAUGCUCUUCUCUCACUGGGCAAUAGCUUUGGAGCUUUGGUACAUCUAGCAGCAGCUUGCCUUCAAGUGUCCUGUUCACACUGUGGAAGUUGCCAUGGUGAUAUUGAUGGCACUGAAGCCCUAAGGAAGCUUCAAGAAAUCGUUUGUCUGUACAAGGAGUUUGUGAUAGCUGUAGAAGCAGCCCGGGACGGGGAGGGCGUCAGAUUGUUAGCUAAACAAUGCACGGUUCUCAUCUCUACAGUCUUCUCUUUAACGCAGCUUUUUAGGACACAUACUCCAGACACAGACACAGACACUAGACAUUUAGCCCUAAACUUCUGAACUUGGAACUUUUCAUUGAAAGAGAGCAGAGAAGUAAAAAAAAAAAAAAAAAAGAGAAUAAUAAUUCUUUUCUUUGGAUUUAAAGACUUUGAAUGUGUGCUGGCACACAUGAAAUAAAAGUAAGUGCCGUGUACACACACAAACACACAAAAUCUCAGUCAAACCCAUGAGAAGGCAAAUUAGUCUACCAAAAAAGUAGAACCUUUGUCUCCUAAAACUGUUUGUCUUGCCAAGUCUCCCUAUGAACGGGAUAUGGUUUUAUUGUUACACACUGUAGCUAUUUUCUAACAAUAUCUAAUUUCUUUAUGUAUUCAAGUACUUAUUUAUUUUUACAUACCUAUGUGUGCGCACCGUGGAUUAUAACCUAUACCUACAUUUUCUUUUGUUGUAUGUAAAGUCCUACCUCUUGGUCUAAUAACUAGUGAAUCCUGACAGAAUUAGACAGUGUUAUGGUGUCCAGUGUCUGUAUUUUUUUUUUUGUAAUGCUCUUCACUGAUUUUGGCAUGGUACUUCAUGAGAUGGACAAUGCAGACACCAAGACUCUUUAAUAUCCCAAGUCCUGAUUAUGUGUACAUAUAAUAGAUGCUAGAAAGGCUGUAUAAAACACUCAGUAUCAUUUGAAUUGUGUGCAGUAAUUGAUCAACUCACUUUCUGAAGUUUGUCUUCUUCCUUUUGUUUUAAAGCUGGCUAGAAAUUAAUUAAUGAAUGCCGAGAGAAAUCUGAAAGUGUUUAAUUUAAUAUGUAUGUCAGUAUGAACCGUUAUGUUUCUUUUUCAUUGGUAAGUAAGCUUAGUGUUAAUAGUAGCGAUCAGUUUUAUCCAAAGAUGAUGCAGCACAGGGUGCUCUGUCAUUGUGACCAUUCAUUUCUAGCACUAGUCUAACUACACUAUUUUUACUUAUUUUAUUACUAUGCAAGUCUCUCUAACUCAUAUCUUUUGUCAAAGUUUUUGUAUUUAACAUUGCUCAUAUCUGAUCAAAGCUGUUUUGAUAAUGGGGCUUCCCAAACAAACCUAAGCCUUAUUUUUGAUCUGGAAGUGCUUUAAAAAAAAAAUUCUGGAUUGAGGUCAAAUUAAGUACUUAUGCAAUUGCAUCCUGGAUCAUAAUUUUCCCUCUGAUUAUUGGGGGAAGAAAUAUUACCAGGUAUUAGUACUAGUGUUUCAAUAGUUAUACAGUGGGCAUCCCAAAAUUGAGAAAGUGUUCUGAGUUUAAGUAUGAUUGAAUUCAUUGUGUCAUAAUAUGUGGCAUUUUCAGAGUCAUGUGACUCUCUGUAUGGUCACAGAGAGCAUUCAUCAUUUCAUCUUUCAUGUAAGGGUUAAGUCUGAAGUAUAGAUCUGCAUGAGAGCACCUUUCUAAAUCGGUUCUGAAAGAUGAUUAACAGAUCAAUUAUGAACAUAAUAUGGUUUAUUAAAUAAAGUCAUUAGAUUAGAGAAGAGCUUCCACACAUCACACAUACACAUGCUGAGAUCACAUGGUAUGUCAAACAAUUAAGUUACACAUUACAGGCAACAGGUCACUUACAAGAGCAGGAUAAUAAAAAAAAAAGCAAAAUACAUACAUUUUUCUUAUUCCAACUUAAUAUUGCAUUAAUGGUCUUGUAGUAUGUUAAUAAAUUUGUUCCAGCACACCGACACAACUUAUGGCACUAAUCAUUACACUAAUAAUGUUUAUCAGCCAUAUCAAACUACCUGAAUGAGGACAACCUCAAACAGACCUGUAGCUAUUGUUUUGGGGUUUUUUAAAAUAAUUUUGUCAUAAUUGUAGCAACCGAAAAUGAAAAUGUACUAAGUUUUAUGUGUAUGCGGAUAGCUUGCAUUUGGAGUCCACAUAUAUAAACCCAGACUAGCUCUGAACAGUGAGAAAUUGUCUGAAAAAUGAAGGGACAAUCGUGGAGUCAUUUUGCAUUCCUUCUACUGUAUCACUUAUUAAAGAAUGAAAUUAAUGGAA
Molecule: messenger RNA, 7726 nt
Organism: Silurus meridionalis
Lineage: Eukaryota; Metazoa; Chordata; Actinopteri; Siluriformes; Siluridae
Gene: frmpd1b
Product: FERM and PDZ domain containing 1b
Exons: 18
Coding region: 981-5783 (1600 amino acids)
Cellular component (GO): cytoskeleton
Molecular function (GO): protein binding
Source: RefSeq, a predicted model, not a curated record